Fusarium tjaetaba is the source of this 4986-nucleotide messenger RNA. RefSeq names its product SKI2-antiviral and helicase. The transcript has 4 exons. Gene Ontology annotation, biological process: nuclear-transcribed mRNA catabolic process, 3'-5' exonucleolytic nonsense-mediated decay. Gene Ontology annotation, molecular function: ATP binding; RNA helicase activity; nucleic acid binding. The coding region runs from base 1 to 4986 and encodes 1661 amino acids. Gene Ontology annotation, cellular component: Ski complex. The record is from RefSeq and is a predicted model, not a curated record. NCBI's taxonomy places the organism in Eukaryota, Fungi, Ascomycota, Sordariomycetes, Hypocreales, Nectriaceae.
AUGUCUCGCAUUCUCCGACCCGCAGCUCGCCUAGCUGCUUCGACCCGGGCUCUUCGCGCUCCCGCUGCCCCUUCGUUCGCCCAGUCUGCCGCCGCUCGCGCUGCUCUUGCUCGACCUGUUGUCUUCGGUUCCGCCCAGACCCGAUCCUACGCCGACGCCCAGAGCUCUGGUGUCAAGGAGGUCACUGUCCGAGAUGCGCUCAACGAGGCCCUCGCUGAGGAGCUUGAGCAAAACGAGAAGGUCUUCAUUCUCGGUGAGGAGGUUGCUCAGUACAACGGUGCCUAUAAGGUGACCAAGGGUCUUCUCGACCGCUUCGGUGAGAAGCGUGUCAUUGAUACUCCCAUUACUGAGUCUGGUUUCUGUGGUCUCGCUGUUGGUGCUGCCCUCAGUGGCCUUCACCCCGUCUGUGAGUUCAUGACCUUCAACUUCGCCAUGCAGGCCAUCGAUCAGAUCAUCAACUCUGCUGCCAAGACCCUCUACAUGUCUGGUGGUAUCCAGCCUUGCAACAUCACCUUCCGUGGCCCCAACGGCUUCGCUGCUGGUGUCGGCGCUCAGCACUCCCAGGACUACUCCGCCUGGUACGGCAGCAUCCCCGGUCUCAAGGUCGUCUCUCCCUGGAACUCCGAGGAUGCCAAGGGUCUCCUGAAGGCCGCCAUCCGCGACCCCAACCCCGUCGUUGUUCUCGAGAACGAGUUGAUGUACGGACAGAGCUUCCCCAUGUCCGAGGCUGCCCAGAAGGACGACUUCGUCAUUCCCUUCGGUAAGGCCAAGAUUGAGCGAUCCGGCAAGGACCUGACCAUUGUCUCCCUCGGCCGCACUGUUGGCCAGUCUCUUGUUGCCGCCGAGAACCUCAAGAAGAAGUACGGUGUUGAGGCUGAGGUUAUCAACCUGCGAUCCGUCAAGCCUCUCGAUGUUGAGACCAUCAUCCAGUCCGUCAAGAAGACCGGCCGUCUCCUGUCCGUCGAGUCUGGCUACCCUGCCUUCGGUGUCGGAUCUGAGAUCCUUGCCUUGACAAUGGAGUACGGCUUCGACUACCUCGAUGCCCCUGCUGCCCGUGUCACCGGUGCUGAGGUCCCUACCCCUUACGCCCAGAAGCUCGAGGAGAUGUCCUUCCCCACCGAGCAGCUGAUUGAGGACUACGCUGCCAAGGUCCUCCGCAUGGCUGGUAUCGAUGCUCUCCUUGAAAGAGGGCCUGAAGAGACCGGUCAACGCCAACCUGCAACUCAAGAUCCAGAAGAGCUCAAGCGACACCUGGAGGAGCUCCUCCUCUCACCCUCAGCUGAGUUCUCACCAGACUGGCUCAACCGACUUCAGCAGCGAUGGGAUUAUGAGGCCGAUUACACUUCGCUUUACAAGGUUGCGCCGCCGCAUACUCGAACUCUCACCAGAUUUCAGCGUCAUGGACUUGAAGGGCGUGUUACAGGCUACAAGAACGUCACUGUCCCCGCAAACAGUGCCACAGCCAAGAACUCGACAAGUCUAUCUCGAAAGCCUGCUAAUCGCGCUGAUUUCGUGAGAGGCGCCGCUGGGUUCUUUCCCUUCGCUCCUGGUGGUCUUGAUGGCAUCGAGGCAACAGCGGCGUUUGAGGAUCAAAUUCACACAGGUGCUACAGGAGGUCCUACAGAGACCAGUGGUUCAGGAAACAAGCUUGAACGAGUGAUCCAGCUUGGUUCCGAGGGAGGAUUACUAGAAAAGGCUCCUGGAAUGAGCAGAGGUAUCGACUUCACAAAGAAAAAGACAAGUAUCAGCCAAGAAGAUGCCAACGCUGUCAAGGAGGUGCUCGAAGAAGACCCAGAAGAUGCCAAGGUCGAAGAAGGUGGCAAUGAAGCUUCAACAGAUGCGACUACCCCCGAUGCAACUCCCGACGAAACUGCUGAGGAUGGUGAUGAUAUCGACGACAUCCUGCCUGUUGAGUUCCCCGCCCUGGAACCUCAUGGAGUUCUUGCAGCCUCGAGUGCUCGCAAGGCUGGUCGCGAAUGGGCGCAUAUGGUCGACAUCAACCAUGAUAUGUCCAACUUCAGAGAGCUCGUACCUGACAUGGCUAGAGAGUGGCCCUUCGAACUCGACACUUUCCAGAAGGAAGCAGUGUACCACCUGGAGAACGGCGAUUCAGUGUUCGUUGCAGCACAUACUUCAGCUGGCAAGACUGUUGUGGCAGAGUACGCCAUCGCCCUGGCUGCUAAGCACAUGACGAAGGCCAUUUACACAUCACCAAUCAAGGCACUGAGUAACCAGAAGUUCCGUGACUUUCGACAGACCUUUGACGAGGUGGGUAUCCUCACUGGUGAUGUUCAGAUCAAUCCCGAGGCUAGUUGUCUCAUCAUGACAACGGAAAUUCUUCGAAGUAUGCUCUACAGAGGCGCCGAUCUGAUCCGAGACGUUGAGUUCGUUAUCUUCGACGAAGUCCACUACGUCAACGAUUUCGAGCGAGGUGUUGUCUGGGAAGAGGUCAUUAUCAUGCUGCCUGAACAUGUGUCUCUCAUCCUACUGUCUGCCACAGUUCCAAACACUAAGGAGUUUGCAUCGUGGGUUGGACGAACGAAGCAGAAAGACAUCUACGUUAUUUCGACACCGAAGCGACCUGUUCCCUUGGAACAUUAUCUCUGGGCUGGAAAGAACAUCCACAAGAUCGUGGACUCGGAGAAGAAGUUUAUCGAAAAGGGCUGGAAGGACGCACACUUUGCUAUUCAAGGAAAGGACAAGCCGAAGCCUGCAGAGACUACUGUUGCCACUCGUGGAGGCAAUCCCCGGGGCAAUCAACGUGGUGGUACUCAGCGAGGUGGUCCCCAGCGUGGUGGACGUGGAGGAGGCCAACAGCAGAGAGGAGGCAAUCAACAACGUGGUCGUGGCGGACCACCACGAGCGAGCCAUGCCCCUGGUCACAUGGGUCGUGGAGGUCGCGCUGGAGGUUUCACAUCUGUGGCACAAGACAAGAACCUGUGGGUUCAUCUUGUUCAGUACCUCAAGAAGUCGACUCUUCUGCCAGCUUGUAUCUUUGUCUUCUCAAAGAAGCGAUGUGAGGAGAACGCAGAUGCCCUCAGCAACCAAGACUUCUGCACUGCUGCUGAAAAGAGCCAUAUUCACAUGAUCAUCGAAAAGUCAGUUGCACGGUUAAAGCCUGACGACCGACAGCUUCCACAGAUUAUCAGGCUGAGGGAGCUCCUCAGUCGAGGUAUUGCUGUUCAUCAUGGUGGACUGUUGCCUAUUGUCAAGGAGCUGGUUGAGAUCUUGUUUGCCCAGACAUUGGUCAAGGUACUGUUCGCUACAGAAACCUUUGCUAUGGGUCUUAACCUUCCUACACGAACAGUAGUCUUCUCUGGGUACCGCAAGCAUGACGGACAUUCGUUCCGAAACUUGUUACCAGGAGAGUAUACUCAGAUGGCCGGUCGUGCUGGUCGUCGUGGUCUGGAUACCGUCGGUUCAGUCAUCAUCGUGCCACCAGGAGGCUUGGACGAUGCUCCUCCUGUUGCAGAUCUCCGAAACAUGAUUCUGGGAGAGCCGUCUAAGUUGCGAUCACAGUUCCGACUGACAUACAACAUGAUUCUGAAUCUCCUCCGAGUCGAGGCAUUGAAGAUCGAGGAGAUGAUCAAGCGCAGUUUCUCUGAGCAUGCUACUCAACAGCUACUCCCUGAACACGAGAAGGACGUGAAGCUAGCGCAAGCAGAUUUGGCCAAGGUCAAGAGAGAUUCUUGCGAGAUCUGUGACGUUUCAAUGGACGAAUGCCAUCAAGCGUCCCAGGACUUCAAGAGACUCACAUUUGAGCUGUACAAGGGCUUGCUGUCUAUCCCUAUUGGACGUAGAAUGUUCUCUCAGCACCGACUUGUCGUGUUCAACUGGGACGGCAUUCGCUCCAUCGGUAUCCUCCUCGCAGACGGAAUUAGUAAUAAAGGAACGACGGAGGAUCCAACACUACACGUAUGCGCCAUCAAGUCACUUCGAGAUCGACGAGAUGCUACCGAUCAGCUUCCUUUCAUCCCUGCAUUCCGCAAAUACCUCCACGAACUUCCCAAGAGUAAGAAGCGAGUGCAGACUAAGACUCUUCAUGUUCCUCUGAGUGACGUGGAGUGUCUCACAAGAUGGGUGACCAAGGGCAUUAUUCCUGAGAUCUUCCAGGGCGGAGAUGGCUAUCAACAGGCGAAAGACAAACUUCAAGAGCUUUGUGGUUCAUGGGAUGAUAGAUGGGAGGAACUCGAUCUCUCCCGAGUCAAACAACUACAACUACAGGAGAUUGUGGAGAAGAGAGUUGAGUUGGUCAAGACGAUAUCGAACUCGCCAGCUGAGAAGUGUCCAGACUUCUUGAAGCAUUUCGCUAUGUGUCACGACGAGUGGCUCAUCAAGGAUCAUAUUUUUCAGCUUAAGCAGUCAUUGUCUGAUCAGAACCUUCAACUUCUACCCGAUUACGAACAGCGAGUCCAAGUGCUUAAGGAGCUUGGCUUCAUCGAUGAUGCCACUCGGAUCCAGCUCAAGGGCAAGGUCGCCUGCGAGAUUCACUCCGGUGAUGAACUGGUUCUGACUGAGCUCAUUCUUGACAACGUCCUCGCCGACUACGAACCCGCUGAGAUCGCAGCUCUUCUUUCGGCGUUUGUAUUCCAAGAGAAGACCGAUAUAGAACCAUCCCUGACUGGCAACCUCGAGCGAGGAAAGGAGAAGAUUGUUGCCAUCUCCGAGAAGGUGAACGAUGUGCAGACCCGACUGCAGGUCAUUCAGUCAGCCGAUGACUCCAAUGACUUUGUUUCUCGACCACGGUUUGGUAUCAUGGAGGUGGUCUACGAGUGGGCUCGAGGUAUGAGCUUCAAGAACAUCACCGGCUUGACCGAUGUCCUUGAGGGAACGAUUGUACGAACGAUUACACGAUUAGAUGAGACAUGUCGCGAGGUGAAGAAUGCGGCGAGAAUUGUGGGUGAUCCCGAGCUAUAUCAGAAGAUGCAACAGGCACAGGAAAUGAUUAAAAGGGAUAUCACGGCAGUGGCAAGUCUCUACAUGUAA